This is a messenger RNA of Xyrichtys novacula (pearly razorfish), 19151 nucleotides long. The record is from the annotation of a GenBank genome assembly. Lineage: Eukaryota; Metazoa; Chordata; Actinopteri; Labriformes; Labridae.
AUGGCGGAGUUACAAAUGCUGCUGGAGGAGGAGAUUCCUGCGGGACGGAGAGCUUUACUGGACAGUUUUACCAACCUGGAGAGAGUAGCCGAGUACUGCGAGAGCAACUAUGUGCAGGUGAGAGCUGGUGUCUGAAAAUACAGGUAUUUAUGAAGGUAAAAUAAAGAGCAGGUCGGGAUAUUGUUGGAGGGAGUGGGCGGUCUGGAGUCGGGAGUGAUGGAAUGACAGUACCGAGCUCCGUUACUUUACUGUCAGAUUUUUUUCAAGGACACAAAAAAGUCAAGUUUUGGUUCAUUUUUAGACUGACUUACCAGAUUUAUCGACAACCAAGACUCAAACCCCAAUUCGGCUUCAAAGUAUUCCACCAAAUGUGUGUUAUUUUCGGGAGAUUGAACUUUUUCAGCUGGUGUAACUGUACACUGCAGAGGGAGGUGAAUGCUGAGUUGUCCUGUAAAUAAGUCAUGAAGUUAAAAAAGUUGACAUUUCACUUCACUGAGUUUUAAUUUCUUUGUUAAACGAAAGCCGAAUGAAAGGAUUACUCGUAUUUAUUCGUUUAAAAUCUUGGUUCAUCUCCUAAUAACGGUAUGACAUUACAGGUAAACGAGAAAUAAUUAAAAUGAUAAGUUUUCUAACGGAAUCUGGUCUGCUCUAGCUAGACUGACAGACAAUAGGAUAAGAUGGCCCUGUUCAGUCCUAACUUACUCUGUAGUAGUAACUUUGAAAAGUGCUGCUUCAUAAUCAUUCUAUAAUCUAUAUUAAUAUUACUCUGAGUAUGUGAGAGUAAACUGAUAAAUUUGAUGGUGAUAGCUUUGAAAAAUGGUAAAAGUUUUAAAAAGAUCAUUUUAGUGAAGCAAAAUAUGAGUACAUUAUAGAUGAAAAAGUCUCAGUAUGUUCAGAUUUCAUAUUCAUAAUUGUAAAACUGGGCAAACUAAAUAAGAAAAAACAAUGUAGCAAUAUGUUUAAAUUUAGAAAUAGUUGAUCUAAUGAGUUUAAUCAGUUAGUUUGGCUGCUGUGUCAUGUUUAUAUUUUCCUUUUUUAACCUUUAUCCUGUCUGUUAGAGGUCGACUGAUCACAGCUUUGGUAUAAAGAGGGCUGCUUGGCAAAAGACCCAUAUAUGAUGCUGAUAUCAAUGGAUAUGAAUGGACACUAAACAGGAGUCAGUCUCAGAUUUGAUAUGCUGUCAAAUAAUAUGAUAAUAUGAUGCCGGUUACGUCAAAAUGACAUUUAUUAUAAUGACUAAUCUGCAGACUGAUUCAUCUUUCUUUCUUUACCGCCUCCCCCUCACACCUGAUCACCUGCAGGGCCUGAGGUCUGACCGUUCAUCCCUCCUGUUGUUGUCUUACAGAGUUCAGUCUGUAUCAUACCGUCACUAAUAACACACUAAAGCUGCAAACAGGACGGGCGAUGAAGGGUUAAAUCAUUUCACAUGUUAAGAAAUCGAGUUGGAAAGCUGUUGCACAGUCCUUUGUUGUUAAGUGUGUCCUGUGUGUGUGUGUGUAUGUGUGUGUGUAGUGUGUGGGCAGGCAGGCGAGGCUGUUCAGGACAACUGUUCCUCCUCAGUUGGCUUUGAGGCACCUGUUCAUCGUCGCCACGUUUCAUAUUCAUCACAUUUCUGCAGCUCGGAGUGUGUUUCACUUCAUCAAACACACUCGCUGCAUAAAUUACCAACUCAUAAUCAGGGAAUAUUAUCUGUAAAAUUCAACUGUGAAAUCUUUUGGAGUGAGGUCCAGACGUGCAGAGCGGCUGCACUCUCAGAUUUGCACCAUAGCGGUCUGAAACAUCAUCUAUUAUCUCUGUUCGACGUCCAGGUUUCCUCUUGAAAUCACUCUCCCUCUGUCUCUGUUGGUAUUAUUUCUCUCCCCGCAGCAUCACACCGUCUCUGCUCCAGUAAAAAAAGCUCUUUUCUGGUUCAUUAGCCUGUUCAGACUACAGAUCCACAUGGGGUCUAACAGGCCAACUCAGCGCUCGGUGGGUGGCCUACAUUCCCCCCUUAGCCUGCAGACGAUGUGAGCCGUUACAUAAUCCACUAGAACGGUUUUAUGGGCCGAAUAUUCAGAUCCAGACUUGACCCGUGUUCACUCCUACCUAACCUGAGUGUAACCCCAACUCAUGAUACAUGAGUUAUCACGUGGAAGUAAAAUCGGCGAGGGCUUCUGCACGACACUGCUGAGGACAGGGUUAGGAUUGAGUCUAAAUAAAAAUAUUCAAUCUGUGCUCUCGGGUUUGAGGUCUGAGAAAUGUUAACCAAUCACAGGUCAAAAUCUAACACUCUUCUAGAAAGGACAACUGGACUUACUUAAGGCGAAACGUCCAAGUAAGUCCAGUUGUCCUUUCAACGAUGAACUGGAAAUCAUAGAUGCUGCAUCCUCAGUUUUAAACAACAUCUCAACCUUAAUUUCCACCACAUCCUGAUCGUCUACUAAAAGGUCGUAUCCUCCGAUUGUAGCGAUCGUAAGUUAACGUGUCAAUUUACACCGACUUCUUUCCGUUCCUCUAAGGAUCGCCGGAUUCCUCAGUGAAAGGUUUUUAGACGUCAUUUCACCCCGAUGACACCUUGGAUGAGGAGAUGCUGAUUCUAGAAGUCUAGAAGUAGAUUUCCUCCUCUGGAAGGACACAAUCUACUGCUUAUAUGUCUAUGUGUCUGUCUUUAGAGAGACAACUCGUUAUCGCACGAUUGAACGUGAAUCUACGGGUUCUUGUGAGUUCUCGCAAUUCCUGCUGUCCUUAAUCCGCCACGAAAUUCACCUCACAAACGGAUCUGUUAGGAAUUGGCGGACAGUGAAAAUCGCCACUGUUCUGGAUCGGAGCUGUUCAGGAUGUGGUGACGAUUGGGGGUGAAAAGUGUUAUCCAAUCAGAUUUCUGCAGAGAAAACUGUCAGUAUGGAGAGCAAAAGCAGGAGGAACUCAGUCCUCCAUCAUGACCUCCAGCUCCCAUGGUCGGUGAUCUGAGGGGGAUCUCCGUCUCUGUAUACUACAUGAUACACAGAUCUGACUGAUGCUGAGUCACUGAAGAGCAUCAGAGUUCAGAUUUACAGACUUCCCUGAAUGCAUCAGAGACGAUGAUCUGACCUCCAUUCAAUAACAGAAAUGAUAAAACACCAUAAAGAUGAACUCACAGAUCAGCUCAUCUUGACUUUGUUUCUGAGGGUCUGAAAUCUCCUGGAUCGUGUCACACAAACACUCAGAGUUUAUGUUUCUGGACAGCUGCCGGUCUCACAGAGUGAGUGGAUUUUACAGCAGACAGAGUGACACAGUGAUAUUUAGAUGAUUUGGUUGUUCUUUCCACCAUGAUGUCUUCUCUGACUCUGUGGUUGUUGUUCCUGCUGACGGCCUCAGAGAUGGACUCAAGUGGACGGGAACUGUUGAAGCCAAACGAUGUUGAUGGUUAGAACCGGUUCUGAUCUGGAACCAGUUUCUGAUCCCCAUCCUUUAAUACUCACACCUGGAGACAGUCUGCAGAAUGAGGGCGAUGCUUUAAAGUCUGCGUUUAAAUCAGAGCGCUGUCUCUACCUAACAGUGAGUGUUUCUGCAGGAUCUCAGGUUGUCCAAUAUAACGCCGCCCACAUCUCCACUGUGGGCUGGAGCUGGGAGAGCGGACAGAAAAUAGAGCUGCUGCUGCUGCAUCUCACACAGUCAGAGCCCUCACCCACCUUCAGCUGCGGCUCCCUCAGAGUGAUGAGACUCCGAACCAGUGACGCUUGGAAAGAGUUCAGGAGCAGAUCAGGAGGACUCUGUUAGUCAGCAUCUAUUUUUAACAGAUCUACAGAUGGAAACGCCGUUUUUUUUCUGAGACGGCCUGAACUGAAACACACACUGAAACACACACACUGAAACACACUGAAACACACACACACUGAAACACCCACACACACACGCUGGGUCGGCCCGCUCUGUUGGUCCUGGUCCUCCUCAGCUGGUCCUGGUUAUUUGUCAGCAGAAAAAGUCCAAACGUAACUCGACCUCCUGCUGCUCAUUGAAAACACAUGCUGCUGCUGCAGGAGGCCCAGCCCAGUGUGUGUGUGUGUGUGUGUGUGUUUAAGUGUGUGUGUUUUGUUGGAAACCAUGGCGAUGGCUUUCUCAGUGACAGAGUAUCAGCCUCCACCUUCAGAGUCGGAGCCAGGAGCAGAUCCUGCGGGGGCGGACCGAGCGGAGCGUUUGGACAGACGGGCUGUUAUCAGAAACUCGACAGAUUUAGACCCGAGUCCACAGACCCGAGUCCAGAGUCCGGACUUGAGGUUUUCACUGAUGGGUGUUAAAUUCAGACCCAGCUCUCCUCUGAGGUCUCUUUGUUCUCAGCACCAGGAUGAAGAAAACUGAACUUCCUCAGUCUGCUUCAUCUGCCUCAUUGACUACAUUACCCACAAUACCUUUCAGUGGAGCCAGAGGUGUAUGCAGUCAGUUAUAAAAAAAGGUAUUGGCCAAAAUCGGUAUCGUCAGGUCAAACUUUGUUAUUGAUCAGUGAUCAGUCAGAGAACGGUGAUGGGAGAACCUCUGACCUGAACCGUGAGGUGGAUCAGUGUUUCUGUAGGUCCUCAGUUAGAAAACAGUCAACGUUAACACAACGUUUCCCAGCAAGCUGCAGACAGUCAGAGCUCAUCAACAAACGAGGAGAGAGAGAGGGAGAGAGAGAGAGAGAGAGAGAGAGACACAGAGAGAGAGAGAGAGAGAGUUCAUUAAAAAAGAGGUCAGAGGAAUCAGAGCGUGCAUAUGAUGAAGAUCUGAACUGAUUCAUCUACAUCUAAACUCCCAGAGUUAGAAAUGAAAAAAUAACUCUGUGUGUGUGUGUGUGUGUGUGUGUUACUGCCCUGUCCUCAGGCCAGAGGAGGCAGCCCUCCAACUAGGUCAGUGCUAACAGGACAUCAGAUGUCUGCUGAGGAAGAGAGAGAGAGAGAGAGAGAGGGAGGAGAGAACUGGAGGGAUGAUGAAGGUAGACUGGUGAGAGGGUUCGGACUGGACCUGGACUGGACCUGGACUGGGUCCCAGUGUGCAGGUGUUUGUGUACCUGUGUGUGGACUUCAUCCUGGAUUCAUCAGUUAGUGUGAAUGAACUCUGUCUCAAACUAAACUUCUGCUUCUUGGAGCUCUAAACGUCCUCCAUGAAUUCAAGUCAGGACCUUUGAGUCUGUGUGGGUUUUAGCGCCCCCUGUGGACCCAGUUCAGCCUCAGCAGCUGACUGUCUAACAUGAGUCUGGUCCUCGUGGAGGUCUCUGCCUGUUAAAGAAGUUCUCCCUCUCCUCUGUGACGCUCUCUCUCUCUCUCCUGUGGUUGAAGACGAGGAUCAGGUCUGAUCCAGUCUGUACGUCAGGUCUUUGUAAACAGAGUCUGGUCUAGACCGGCUGUUUGUGGUGAAGCAUCUGCAGAAAACACUUGUUGUAAAUUUGCACUGUGUAAAUAAAGUUUAAUUGAUUGAUUGAUUGAUUAAUUGAUUAAUUGAUUAGACUCUGGUGAGUGAAUCUGAGGUUUAAACUGAGGAUGUAGGGCUGUGAGUCACUGAGACCGUGUGUGUGUGUGUGUCUGUGUGUGUGUGUGUGUGUGUGUGUGUGUGUGUGUGUGUGGGCAGUUGUAUUUUAAUGUGUGUGUGUGUCAGGGAGAGACACACAGUGGUGUCAGUGUGUUUCACGUCAACCUCAGGCACGAAUGAGUUAGCACUGACCUACAUCAUGCUCCAGCACACACACACACACACACACACACACACACACACACACACACACACAUAGGUAUCUAUGUUUUCGUACUCAUACACACAUAACUAAAUGUAAUCACACACGUGGUUAAACGAAAAAUGAUGCACACAGACAAAUGCAGUCAUGCGCACACACACACACACACACACACACACACACACACACACACACACACACACACACACACAGAAACACUCAUUCAUGUGAUUUCUGAGGUAGAUGCUGAAUGUGUUUUUUCAGCUCCGAUCAUUGUAACCCUCUGUGUGUGUGUGUGUGUGUGUGUGUGUGUGUGUGUGUGUGUGUGUGUGUGUGUGUGUGUGUGUGUGUGUGUGUGUGUGUGUGUGUGUGCGCAUGACUGCAUUUGUCUGUGUGCAUCAUUUUUUGUUUAACCACGUGUGUGAUUACAUUUAGUUAGGUGUGUAUGAGUACGAAAACAUAGAUACCUAUGUCUGUGUGUGUGUGUGUGUGUGCGUGUUUCUGCUGCAGAGGUCAGUCACAGGUCGACAGUCCAGUUUGUCCUACAGAACCAUCUGAUCUGAGUCAAGCCCAGAAUCCCACAUGUCUGUGUGUCACAGUUAGACCCAGACUGAGACUGAAACACAGACAGGAGUUCCUGUGAGAGACUCUAAAGACGAUUAAAGAGAGAACGAUCUUUAACGAGUGAAUGACUCUGAUCUCUGUGGUUUUCACAGCAUUAAAGGCCUACAGGUAGGGCUAGGUGAUAAAAUGAUAACUAUAUAUAUUGAAAAUUAAUAUUCCUCAAUAUCAAUAUAAAACAUGGUCAAUAUGCUUUUCAAUAGUCGUCAUUCUGACAUGUUUUGGUCAACUAUACGAACAGCCAAUGAAAAGGGGAGUUUCUCCGGGUCUGAACCAAUCAUGUUCUGAAUUAGAACCAAGUAUCAACCAACUGCAAAGUGGUAGCAGACAGCAGGUCAGAAGUUCUUGUAGAGGAACAACCAGACAGAUAAAAAGUUCUUCUGUCUCUCUUUCAUGAAACAAAAACAUUUUUCAGUUUUUAAAUCUGAAAUGUUGUUUUUGGAGGAUUUUAAAUUUAAUCUUCAAAUAUUUAAAAUGUCGUUUUUCUGAAGUUUGGGGUUCGGUGUCGUAAACAAAAGUGAACGGGUCACACUGAGCUCCUCCCCAUGAUGUCAUUUAAAGGUCAUAACACCCAUGUCUCCUGUGUCUCCUGUGUCUCCUGUGUCCCUUAAGUCCGCAGACAAAGAGCGAGCGCUGGAGGAGACCAAAAGCUACACCACCCAGUCUCUGGCGAGCGUCGCUUACCUCAUCAACACGCUCGCCAACAACGUGCUGCAGAUGCUGGACAUCCAGGCCUCCCAGCUGCGCCGCAUGGAGAGCUCCGUCAACCACAUCUCCCAGGUCUGAACCAAGAUCUCCUCAGUUCUUUCAGGUCCUCAGGUCCUCAGGUCUGUGUGGAUGAGUCUGACACGCGUGUGUUUGUUGGUGUGUCUCUGUCUGUCAUGUAUGAGAGCUCUCAGCGUGGACUCAUGAAUGUAUGCAGGCUCAGCUAUGUUCUCAUCAUCACAGAGGAACAGAGAUGAGUCUGCAGAGGAGAUGUGUGGAGGUCAUGAACAUGGAGUUUGUCCAGAUCUGAGAGUGAACACAUGAGGAACACAGUAGUGAGCUCUGAUCCUGGACCGAACAGAAACCGUCUCCUGCUCUUUGAAAUCCCCCGUCAUGAUCAGACCUUCACUCUUCAGUGUGGGUGUCGAGUGUUGUGUAAGUCUGAUCACAUGACUGAUGGUGGUGGUGGAGAUACUUCACACCUACAGACAGAGAAGAAGAAGAAGAAGAAGACUCUGGUGUUUCUCAGUCCAGCAGAGAUGAAUCUUCUUCAGAGCUGGUUCAGACUCGUGUUCACACGUGUCCCUCAGUGUGAAGUCUGUCCCAUCGGAGGAGAGGGUUAGUCUGAGGAGAUGUGAUCUGGAGCAGGCUGUGAAAGUCACACAUAUUUAAAUGAACUCUACAGACGGACUAUUUAAAGUAUUUUUCUCUGUUUCAUCCUCAGAUGUUUUUAUUUACUCUGAUAUAAACACCUCUCCUGUAGAGCUGCAGAUAUAUCGUUUGAGCGUCGUCAUGGCGAUGUACGUGUGACGUGUGAUAGUCACAUGUCAGAUCCUGCGAUGUCGGAGGUGAAUGAACUCGUCUAAUUUCAAGGGUAGCUGACUGAGAUACACUGCAGGUGACUCUGCAGCGAUCCACCAAUCACAUUCGUUCUUUACUCAGCUGCCAAUCAGACGACCCUGCCAGCCGUCAAUCAAAAUCAGAGAGGAGGAAACCACGCCCCUCACAUGGAGUGAGUCGACUCAUGUCAGCGUCCAUGUUCAGGACCCCUCUCUCCUUCAGGUCCCUCCCGUCUCCUCGGGUCACCUCUGGGCCUGAAUCUUCAUCGUCCUCCUGCAGCUGUGUUCCUCCUCCUCAUCAUCAUCCUCAGAUUCGGCACAUUCAGAGCCGCUCUGUUCAUAUUCAUGAUUCAGCAGAACUGAAGGAGCAGAAGAGUUUCAUUCAUGAAUCAGAGUUAAGUUAUUUGGAGGAUACAGAGGAUCUUGUUUUUCCUCCUCUGUAGAAAUCCGAGUCAUCAGGAACUCUGCAGGACCCGAUCAUGAGCUGCUCCUCUGUCUGUGCUGUGAAGCUCGUCUGUGAUUUCACGUCAUAAUUACUGCGUCUUCUAUUCACUCACAUCUGUUGUGUAGGCGAGUGUUCGGACUGUGAGGCUCCUUUCAUCAGGAAAAACUCUGAAAUAACCCUUUAGAGCGGAACAACAGAGCUCAGACGGCGGAGGAGGAACCCGUCAGUGUCCGUCUGACCGAUGGAGGACAGACCUGGACUUGUUUGGUGUCUGUAGAGAGUGUCUGUCUGUUCAGGAUGAGUGUUGGUUUGUGAGUGACUCCAGGAUCUCUGACUGAGUUUACAGGUUUGAAUGUUUCUGUCAGACGAAGCUGAAAAACUUCAUUAACACGUUUCACUCCUGAGGAAACGCCGUGACAUCGUGAAUAUCCUCGCCGUCGGAGCGUGAAGAUGAGCUGACAGCGAACGCUCAUCUGGAUUUAGACUGUGAGGGAACAGGUCUGAACUAUGAAGGUUUCAUGAACGGGGAUCAUCUAAAGUCCUCCUCUGAUGGUUCACAGACUCACACAAACAAAACCGGUAUUAACCUUUAACAGCUUUAAAAUAUAUUAGAUCAAUAUUUGUUUCUACUUUUUUUACAUAAAUCUGUUCGGCAACUUCAGUCCUGAUCAAAACUACUAAAUACUAAACUCCAUUAUACAGAUACAGAAGCUGGUCUAGUAAUCCAUCAGGCCUCUGUAACGGGUAAAUGUGUGAACCAGGUGAUCAACAGUAAAAUGACCUAAUUUGAUCCCUUCUGAACAGGGUUGAUCACCCUGACUGUAAACAUUAUAUUUAUAUAGUGUCAUGUCUCUGCAUUGAAAACAUGUGGUUAUAAUGGGAGUCAAUGGGGCAAAAACAGACACUAAGACCAUAAAAGGAAGUUUUUAUGAAAAUCUGCUGCUGCACAAAAACUAAAUAUGUAUAAAAGUCAUUAAAGUUACUGAUCUAAGACAUGUCUGAGACUGAUAAUAUGAAAAAUAAUGUUCUUUGUCCCAUCACUUUUAAUAUUGAAGAAAGCUCAUUUUGUGUUUCUGUCAGGAUCAGUUUAGUCAAAAUUAAUUAUUUAUUACAAGCGAACAUUUUUACUUUGGUGGUACGGCUCUGUUCUGAGGGUUCCCUGUCCUUCCAUGUGCUUACAUGGAACGCCACGGCUUUAAGGUCCUUACACACCGGGCGAGAAUGCCAGGCGAAUUAUUCGCCUUUUUUUUAAACAGCAUAAAGUCAAUGCGAGCUUCCACACCGGCUGCGAUUUUUCCGCAGGGCGAAAAGCCGCUUUUAUUUUUUCGCUCCUGUGUCGAAUUUUUCGGAUAUUCGCAGGCGAAUAUCUGGACCUGCUAGACCUCUGGCCAAUCAAAAGUCAUGUUGUUGAUGACAUCACAGACCCAUACGGCUGGAGGAGAGGGAGAAGUUUGAGAUUAUUAAAACGCAAAGAAAGGCAGCUGAGGUGCAUCCAAAACUCUUUCUAAUUACAAAUGAAGUAGUUUUCUCACAAGAUGACACUCUCUUGUCUUCCUUAGGAGACAGAUGUCAUGUGUCAUGUCCGUGCCGCAAAGCGACUUUAUUAAUUCGCUGUGCAAAAAAUAUACGCAUAUUCGCUUUGCGGCCGGUGUGUAUAGGCAAAAGCGAUUUUUCGGACCGGCGAAUAUUCGCAAUUUUCGUCUCGCUUUUUCGCUUCGCUUCGCAAAUUCGCCGGUGUGUAAGGACCUUUAAGAGGGGAGAGCUCCUCCCCUCAGAGAGGCAGAGAACGCAGCAACAAAUAAAUAUGAAUAAGAUCAAUAAUUAAAAAUCCCCCCACGGAACAGAGCAAGCAUCAGUGACAAAACAUCUGACACUGGAAGGAUCAGACACGACAUGAACAGGAGGAGCAGAUUAAAUAGGGCGCCAUUUUGACAUUAGCCAAUAGUGUAGAGGGCGAUCACCUGAGCUGUCAGCUGACUGAGGGCUGACUUAAGAUCAGCUGACUGUAGCCUUUAGCUUGAUUCCUGCCUGAAAUACCGCUAUGCUGCAUUUUUUCACGUCAGUGACUUUUUUUUUACAUUGACAUUCAAAAGGUUAAAAUUUAGAAUUUUUAAAAAUAUUUACUCGUUUUGAUCAAGACUGAGGUUGAUUAAAGAUUUAUGCAAAAAAAAAAAGAAAAAAUAUUGAUUUGAUAUAUUUUUACAGCAGUCAAAGUUAGUGGAUGAAAACAGACACUGACACCAACAAAGGGGAGUAAAUUUGUACCAUUGACCUUUAGACAAUUAUGAAAUCAUAUCUUCAAAUUAUGUGCAUAAAUAAAGUUUGUCAGUAAAAAUCAAGUCAUUUUCUGAAAUACAGUGAAAGUUACGAUCGAAUUAAGAAGAAAAAAUGACCUUUAGUGUCGUUUUUGUCUCCAACUCUGUCUAAAGGUUAAAUCUGCUCACGUGUCUCUGCUUUCAGACCGUCGACAUCCACAAAGAGAAGGUGGCGAGGCGAGAGAUCGGCAUCCUCACCACCAAUAAGAACACCACCCGCUCACAUAAGAUCGUCGCUCCGUCCAAUCCAGAGAGACCCGUCCGCUACAUCCGCAAACCCAUCGACUACGGCGUGCUGGACGACAUCGGCCACGGAGUCAAGGUGACCGAGACGUUUGAGAAUAAAAACGAGCGACAGAUCAGAGCCGAGAGAGUUUAGAGAUCGACGUACAUCUGUGACGAGAGGAGCUUUAACCUCUGAGUCUGUGGUUUAGUGAAGAGCAGAUCCCUGACCUUGACCUCUGACCUUUACUCUCUCUCUCUCUGUGUGUUUGAAACUGUUCAUGUCUCUGCUGCUCCACACUAACAUGCAGACCUUCUGUCUUCUUCUUCUUCUUCUUCUCCUCCUCUUUCUCCUGCUGCUUUCACUCACCUGUUCAGUGGUUGUUGAGGUUCAAGGUAAGGACACACACAACAACACACCUGCACAACAAUUCAACCAGAGUAAACAGGUGUUUGGCUCCUCCCCCUCUCACCUGUGCAUCACUAAAGUGAAGCUGAAUUAUGACGAACAAUCCUGAAUCAGAACCCUGUCCCCAGCUGGAGCUCGUUAACUCGUUAACUCGUUAACUCGUUAGUGACUCACCUGUGUUUGCUCCCCCUGCAGGUCAACGGUCAGCAGAACAUGAAACUAGGAGGAGGUCUGUCCAGGUCCAACCCCCCCACACAGAAACCACCGAGUCCUCCAAGGGCGGGAAAAGGCAUCCUGGGGUGUGUAUUAAACCUAACACACACUCACUCACAGAUACACACACACACUCACACACACAAACACACACACACACACACACAAACACACACACACACAGAUACAAACACACACACACACACACACAGAUGCACACACACACUCACAGAUACACACACUCACGCACACACACAUACACACACACUCACAGAUACACUCACUCACUCACUCACACACACACACACAUACACACACACUCACAGAUACACACACUCACUCACUCACUCACACACACACAUACACACACACUCACAGAUACACUCACUCACUCACACACACACACACAUACACACACACAUACACACACACUCACAGAUACACACACUCACUCACACACACACAUACACACACACACACUCACAGAUACACACACUCACUCACACACACACUCACAGAUACACACACUCACUCACUCACUCACACACACACACACACAUACACACACACUCACAGAUACACACACUCACUCACUCACUCACACACACACACAUACACACACACUCACAGAUACACACACUCACUCACUCACUCACACACACACAUACACACACACUCACAGAUACACACACUCACUCACUCACUCACACACACACACAUACACACACACUCACAGAUACACACACUCACUCACUCACUCACUCACACACACACACACAUACACACACACUCACAGAUACACACACUCACUCACUCACACACACACACACACUUUCACACCUCUGUUUUUAUGACGGUUAUUUCUCACAGACACGCCCACGUUCACACGAGCACAGGUGUGUGUUCUGAUGAGGAAAGAAACGUGUGUGUGUGUGUGUGUGUGUGUGUGUGUGUGUGUGAGUGAUUGUGUUACAGUUUUUGUGUGUGUCUGACUUUUUCAGGAGGUCGUAGCGUCCUGGGGCGAGUGUAGCACAGAUUAGACCCGGCAGAGAGGGAUGACAUCAUACUCACUCACACACACUCACACACACACACACACACACACACAAUCACACACACACACACACACUGCUUAGAGCUGCAGUAACGUCAUGCGUUGUGAAAGCUUGUUGUGUUCAAACAUCUAGGUCACCCAGCUGUGGCUCUUCCUCCUCUUUCUCUUCCUCCUCCUUUUCCUCUUCUUCCUCCUCCUCUUCUCCCUCAUCUUCUUCCUCCUCCUUCUCUUCCUCCUCCUCCUCCUGAACUGAGUGUGAAACAGUUCAUCUAAAUCUGACUCUCACUUCAUGAACUUAAUGAUUCCUGACCCCAGACUUCAGCAGAACCAAACAGAACCGAGCCGCUCGGAGCUGAAACAGACGCUCUGAUUGAACAGAACCCUAGAGAGGAUUCUGGACCGCUGUGAGAUCCAGACCAGCUUCAGGUCCUGAACUCUCAGAACUCUGCUGGAUCUCUGCUGGAGAUCCCACAUGACACCUUUAAUAUAGUUCACAGUUUCUCAGGAUCUAUACUGUGUAUCUCUACGGGAUCAAAAGUGUUCGAUAAUUUACUCUUUUGGCGAUCUAUUGAGGGUUUCCAGACGUUUCUAAACCUGCCACAAAGUUUACAAUCCAGCCACAAAAACAGGUGUUUGAUCAGAGACGUUUGGUGGUAAAUCCGCAGUGAUAAACCGAUGAAAACAGGAUUAUUGAUCAGAUUAUUGUGAUAAAAUAAAGAUCACUAUCACUAAAUGCCGCUAAUGUCUUCCUGGUUUGACGAGCUGUUUUAAUGACAAACUUUGGACCAAUGACACGGUCUCAUGAAGAGACUCUGAGCAGUCUGAUGUGGUCCUCUGUCUCAUCCCAGAAACAACUGUAAACAGUCAAAAACACCUGGAAGAAUGAGUGUAAAUAUGUCAAUAGUUUCUAUUCUCUUGAUAGACAAGAGAGAAUGAUGUUCAGGUGAGGAAAGACUUGGUCACUGUAGAUUUAUGUGGUUUUAGAGCAAAGUUCUGUUGGGAUCAGUUUCUGUUUUUGUUCUUUAGUUGACUUUGAUGGUUCUGAAUCUACUGUCACAUUUAUUUACAUCAUUUUUGCUCCAUAAACUGAAUCUGAGGUUGUCCUGAAAAUAAAGACGUGUUUAUAUUUGCUGUGAUUGGAAGGAUCGAGUCGAUACAGAGAUUUUUACUAAAAAAGAAACACAGGCGGUCUCACCUCUCCCUCUGCAGAAACUCAGAAAAUCAGAGGGUAGUUUUAUUCUUCAGUGUGUGUGUGUGUGUGUGUGUGUGUGAGUGUGUGUGUGUGUGAGCUCAGAGCGCCAGCUGGCCUCUCCCCACCUGAACCCCCCGCCGUUCUGUUCCUUCCUGUUUCCCGUUUGUUACCUGCUGAUCAGCCGGCUGUUUGACCGCGCUGAAUCUUAAUUAUGAGCCAAAAUGGCGUCCACGCUGAGAGCGCCGGAACACCUGAAGCUUUCAGGAGCGUGAACACAAAAACACAAAAACACAAAAACACGAAACGCUAAACUGGAGUUUAUAGAAAACAGGAGCGAGUGUCGGCGUGUGGAGGGGAGAGCCGACAGAAGCAGCUCAGCAGAGAGCUGGAGCGGAGAGAGCAGGGGUCCGCACGCCAAGAACACACACACACACACACACACACACACGCACACACACACAGAGUCAGCAGUGAGUUGGCACCACGCUCCAGUCGACAGGCCGGGUCCUUCUGUCCUCUCUCACACGCUCAGAUUCACACUCUCAGAUUCUCUCACUCUCUCUCUCUUCUUUUAUAAUUCUUCUUCUUCUUCUUCUUCUUCUUCUUUUUUAUGUUCAAACUCAUAAAUGUGAUAUUUUUCAGACGCUCUCUGUUCACACGCUGACGUUAAAAUGUUCAUUUCCCUCUCAGGUGUUGACGUUUCGGCGGACUGUCAAAGUGACUCCUGAUUUUGGUGUUUGAUUUAAAGAAGGACUUCAUAAUCCGACUGAUCUGACCUUUCUGGACCUCCUCUGUUUCUCUGACCUUAUUCUGAACAUUUCUGUGAUAAUGAAGGAAGUCCAAAAAUACAUCCUGACCUUUAAAUGUGACCCUAACAUCUCCGUCUGUGUCUGAAGCCGCGAACAUCCAGGGUCAGCGUAUUUGGAGCAGCAGCGAAGUUCAGACUGACUGUUGAUCCUCGACUGUCUGUGAAAAAGCUCGAAGUGAUUUUCCAGUUUGUGUUUUACAGGUUUAUUCAUGUUUAAUAAAGUAAACUCUGUUCCUUCCUGCUGUUACCUUCAGACAGAGUUAGCAGGUCAAAGUCCUGUUGGGGUCCACAUGGAUCAGGGACCGACCAUCAGAAUCUGUGUUACUGAUAAAUCCAGAACCAGGAAGAGAGUUCACAUAUGCGGUUUUAUUUUGAAAUACCAGAUGACAUGCACAGUUUUCAUGCUUGACUUCCUGUGUAAAACGACCUUGUGCUGCCUCCAAAUACGCUGAUCCUGUCUGUUUGAGUCUUUAGAGCAGAGAAACCAGCUGCACUGCGAUCCUUAAAUCAGAUCGAUUAAGUGUCCUUGUACCUGAACAUGCGGCUCCAUGUUGACAGAUCAGAUCAUUUCACAGUAGAGGCUCUCUUUGGAGAUACAGCGCCCCCCUGUGGUCGCACUCACACAUUAACUACAGUUCAUAUCAUUCUCAUGGUCCCUCGUCCGCCGUCAUUUUCUAACCGCUAAAUUAAUCUGAGUUUGUUCGAGGCGACCGAUUAAAUGAAGGGAAAAAAUUCCAGUUUGAUCGAGCAGAGGGCGCUCUUGUCGUAACCUGACCGUUGACCUAAAACAUCAUCUGAGAUACACAGGAGAUGUUUUUCUUAUGCUGAGGUCGAGUCACCUUAAAAGUCAGAAGUUUGAGCUGAAACUGACGUCUACGAAACUUCGGUUUGACGUCAUUUUCAGCUCCGACCUCCGAGGUAACUCGGAAGCAGCAUUAAUACACUUUGACCUCUGUUAUAUGUAGAUGUACAGCUUCGUCCAGAGGGGGCGCUAUAGUCCACUAACAUCAUCAGUCCUGUGUUGUUGCUCGGUGGAUUAUUUCGUGUUUUUCUGGUUGAGGAGAACUUUCCUCGCUCUCGUGUUUUUGACCCGUGUCAGCAGAUGUUCAGGUCGGUCUUCAUGUCGGAGGUUCUGCUCCUGGUCCUGGUCCGGGAUAUUUAACCCCUUCCUGUCCCUCAUUAACCCGAACUCUACCCGACCUUUUGCAUGUACAGGAAGAACUCCCCCUACAGGACUCUGGAGCCAGUGCGCCCUCCGGUGGUGCCCAACGACUACGUCUCCAGCCCCACCAGAAACAACGUGGCUGUUGGACAGCUCCCCAGUCCGGUUCGCACCGCCACCCUCAACCACAGACCCCGAACAUACAGGUAGAGGGGUCAGAGGGCAAACAUGGCCGCCGGGACGGGACUCCAUGCUGUCAUUCCUUCACGCUCUCCUCCUCCUCCUCCUCGUCUGCUUCUCUCUCGUCUCUCUCGCCGUUCUUCAGUCUCAGAUUCGCUGUCAUGUUCUUCUGCUCAGUGUCUCAUUCUGAGUAAAAUCACGUCGUCUAACUCUGUUUCCACCCUCACAGUCCGACUGACUGACUCUCUCCUCAUUUAUUCAUUUAUUCAUUUGGAGUUUGUUGGUUUAUUUUCUGUGUUUGAACAAACAGAGGUGUUGGUCCUUUAAAAUGUUAUUUUAGAUUUUAAAGUUUCGUGAUUUUAAGACAAUUUAAAGGUGUUGUAGUCAGGAUCUGAGUUAGUUCCAGUUUUUAGGAGAAAUCUUGAAUGUAAACUCUACCCCUCCCAACCAGUUUUCCCCUCAGCUCCUCCUCUCUCAAGCCCCGCCCACAAACAGACGCUCCUGCUCGCUCGUAUCGUUCCAAUUAAAUUCAGAUAUAAUGCAGAUAAAUACUUCAGAUCAUUACAAAUGGGGCCCAGUCAAGGUGAAAGUCAAAAGCAUUGGUGCGACCUGAAAAAAAAUCUGAAUCUAAAAACUGUCGAGCAGCUCGGAGGGAAAGUUUGUAAUCACUGAAAACCAAAACAGUUUUUAGAGGAGGAAUCUCGUGUUUAUUACGUCAUUUUUUACUUUUACAUUCAGUUCUUCUUUUAUAUAAUGAGGUUAUUUGCACCCUCUGCUGUCCAAUCACAGCGCUGCAGAGAAAGUUCUAGAAUCUUGUCCGUCCAAUCAGCAUCUCUGUCUGCUCCUGCUCUGUUUCUCUCAGCCAAUCAGAUUCUUUCUUUGCUUCUUGUUGUUUCCAUGUUUCUGCUGCUGACAUGAACUCACCGCUGCUUUAACUUCAUCUUCUCUCCUGUUUUAACCUCCUCGAUUUUACUGGUUUUACUUAACGAAGUGUUUGCAGCUAAACUCGUGUGUGUGUGUGUGUGUGUGUGUGUGCGUGUCUGUGUGUGUGUGUGUGUGUGUAAACAGUGGCAGCAGUGGAGGCAGUCACCCCAGCAGCAGCAGUCGGAGCAGCAGUAGAGAGAACAGCGGCAGCGGCAGUGUGGGCGUUCCCAUCGCCGUGCCGACACCGUCACCGCCCUCCACUUUCCCAGGUGACACACACACACACACACACACACACACACAACGGACACACACACACACUGUUUAAGUGUUUAACCUUUGACCCUUGAUGGUGAUUGGACCGUUUCAGUGUGUUUUUCCUAAUUUCUCAGUUUUUACAAACAUCUAAAUUUGUUUUAAAUAAAAUAAUAAAUAUAAUAAAAUAAACUCUUUAAAAAUCGAACCUCACAGUUUGGAUGGAGUAACUCCCUCCUCCAUCCUUCCUUCUUUCCUUCCUUCCUUCUCUCCUUCACUCCUUCUUCUCUCUCCUCCUACUCCAAGUCUCCCCGACUGCCGGACCUGCGAGCUCCUCCUCCACAGCUCCUAACUCCUCCCCCUCUCCUUCACCCACUCCGUCCUCCUUCUCCUCCUCCUCCUCCACCACCACCCUGACUCACCCAAACGCCCCCCUGCCUCCAAACUCACCCUCCCAGCACGCCGACUCUCCUCCUCCUCCUCCUCCUCCUGCUCCAAACGCACCCACCAACACCUCCCCGUCCUCUAACCCCGCCCCCAGCAUGACUGAGGUCCAAUCGGGUGUUUUGCCUGCAGAGCUGUCUCCUCUCCUUCCUCCUGUUCCUCCUUCUCCACUCUCCUCCUCCUCCUCCUCACCACCUCCUGCUGAAGGUGAGUUCCUCCUGCUUCACCUCCUCCUGCUCCGUCCUUCAGACUUUUUGAACUUUAAGAUCGUUCUUGAGGAAGUUUUAUUUUUAUAACUUAACGAUAUUUUUAACUCCUCCCACCUCCUCUCCUCCUCCUCCUCUCUGCUCCGUCAGGUCCCAUCGUCCCCCAGUUCUUCAGCAUGAACCGGCCUCAGCCCCGACAGCAGACGCCUCAGGUGGGAGGGUCACUGCCGUACCGCCGCCCCCCCUCAGUGACCGGUCAGCCAAUCGCAGCGCAGAACCAGGUCAACGGAGGUCCCUACCACACCCAGAGUCCAGGUAGAAAACGGAGAACACCGAGAACAUCCUUCCUUUUAGGACGACAAGAACACAAACUCUCUCUGAAACACACCUGUAACUUCAUGUUUCUUCAUUCUCCCUGAAUUUAAAGUUGUAAAUAAACUCCGUCUGUCCGUCUGUCCGUGUCCACAGCCUCGCCUCCGCCUCCCUCCAUCCUCCAGUUCACUCCUCAGCUUCCUCUGAUGGGAUUUGUCGCUCGAGUUCAAGAGUCCAGUGAGUAUAAACGCUCUUCUGAGUAUGUGGACGUCUUUCCCUCCGUCCCUCAGUGAGUCCAGAUCUCCCAGUGUUCCCAGUGUUCCCAGUGUUUCCAGUUCUCUCUCUCCUCCUCCUGCAGUCUCAGACUCCUCUCCUCCUCCUCCUCUGACUCAACCCGCUGAAGUCGAGAACCAACCCACGCCUGAGGAGACCCCGCCCACUCCUGAGCCGCUGGAGGACGGACGUGAGGAGGAGGACUCGGCUGUGGUGGAGUACAACGACCCGUACGCUGAGGAGGAUCCUCCGUGGGCGCCGAGGAGCUACCAGGAGAAAGGUGAGGCUGCAGGCGAGCUGUGGAGACGCUUGCAGGAAUCCAUCCUGAACGUCUACUAAAAGGUUCUUGCGAUUACCGCUGUCCGUGAUCCGCCAUGAAAGUCACCUCACAAACAGAUCUGGUAGGAAUUGGCGUACUGUGUUUAUCGACGCCGUUCUGGAUGCGGUGGAAAUCCCGGGUUACACACGCACAGAGACUGGUGCAGAUCUAUGAUUACACAUGUAACUUUAACUCGUUCAUGUACGGCUGGUUUUAUUCAUGGAACAUUUCACAGGUUUGUUAUUUCAAAUCUAAAACUGAAUUUUCACCCUGAAGGACAAACACAUAAACUGUUGCACAUCUAUGAUAUUAUUAUCUAUACAUUUGUCUCUCUAUAGCAUCUAUAUCUCCCUCAGCUGUCAAACAUUCUGGUCGUGUUGUUCAGUCAUAUUUGUGUGUGUUUGUCGCCCCCCAGUGGUGGCCAUCUACGACUACACAGCUGAUAAAGAGGACGAGCUGUCGUUCCAGGAGGGCGCCAUCAUCUACGUCAUCAAGAAGAACGAGGACGGCUGGUUCGAAGGAGUGAUGAACGCCACCACGGGCCUGUUCCCCGGGAACUACGUGGAGUCCAUCAUGCACUACGCGGACUGA